Molecule: messenger RNA, 1939 nt
Organism: Coregonus clupeaformis (lake whitefish)
Lineage: Eukaryota; Metazoa; Chordata; Actinopteri; Salmoniformes; Salmonidae
Product: ras-related protein Rap-2b-like
Exons: 2
Coding region: 268-819 (183 amino acids)
Biological process (GO): negative regulation of cell migration; Rap protein signal transduction
Cellular component (GO): plasma membrane
Molecular function (GO): GTP binding; GDP binding; GTPase activity
Source: RefSeq, a predicted model, not a curated record
AGGAAGAGAGCGCGCCGUGGCCACUCCACGAACACAGGCAUUGCACAAGGUUCAAAAAACGGUGGUGCUCAACAUGUCACAUUUCUAAUGCUGGGUCACGGUCGGAACCAACCCUACUCUCACCCCGAACUUGCGGAUUUGGUCUAAAAACUGCGUCCGGAGGCACAACGGCGUCGCUGCUUGCGGUUUGAAACACAGCAGGGCGGCUAGCGGACGGGGAGCGCUUUCGAGAGGAAUCAGAGAAGAGAGAGGACUGUUUUCAGAACCAUGAGAGAAUACAAAGUAGUGGUGCUCGGAUCCGGCGGGGUUGGAAAAUCCGCAUUGACUGUGCAAUUCGUAACUGGAUCCUUUAUAGAGAAAUAUGAUCCCACAAUAGAGGAUUUCUACCGAAAGGAGAUCGAGGUGGACUCAUCUCCUUCCGUUCUGGAGAUACUGGACACGGCGGGGACCGAGCAGUUCGCCUCCAUGCGAGACCUGUACAUCAAAAACGGGCAGGGCUUCAUCCUAGUCUACAGCUUGGUCAACCAACAAAGCUUCCAAGACAUCAAACCAAUGAGGGAUCAGAUCAUCCGGGUGAAACGGAACGAGAGGGUGCCGAUGAUUCUGGUCGGGAAUAAAGUGGACCUGGAGGGCGAGAGGGAGGUCUCGUCCGGGGAGGGGAAAGCACUGGCGGAUGAGUGGAAUUGCCCGUUUAUGGAAACUUCAGCCAAAAAUAAAGGCUCGGUGGACGAACUGUUUGCAGAAAUUGUCAGACAGAUGAACUAUGCUUCAGCACCAGGUGGAGAUGACAAGUGCUGCACGUCCUGUGUUAUUAUUUAAAAGGAGAACAUGUACUUUUUCUUCGAAUUUUUUUAAGUUUGCAAAUGGUGUGUUGCAGGGAGUCUGUACUGUUGGUUUCUUCUUCGUGGCUCACCCUGGCCUUGGACAGAAGGAAGGGAGGACUACCGCAGGGGAGGAGGGGAGCGGCGAAACAGGGAGGUGGGGGCCACUCUUCAGGAAUUCUGCUCGGCUGGAGUAUCUUUGCAGCAAACUCAAUGUACACCAUUGACGUCAACAUAAGUGGCAGAGAUAGAGAUCAGCUGAGUUAGCAACCCCUGUCUCCGCUUGCACUCACAACUGGAACUUAUCCCCAACGCAAAGACAUUGAGACUGGGACCUGAUAUUUCUUUAUGAAAAGUGGAGAUGACUAGAAAAUUAUAUUUUGUUAAUUGCUGCACAUUUGUUGUUGUUUUGUGGGGGAGUUGAGGGGUUAGGUGACAUUUCUCACACCCUCUUGGAGUCAUGUUCUGUGACCACAACACACGAAGUUGAUGUUUUUCAAAGUCAAUGAUGUUAGAAUUGGACACCAUUUUUGUGGAGUGUUAUGACGAGUGUCACCCAUUUUUUUUCUCCUUCAACGUGUGCGAGGACCUUACUUUAGUGACAUACGGACGGCGACCCGACCGCCCUUGCAUCGAGUGCCUUUCCAAAACAAAUCAGCUGUUCAAAUUCAGUGCCAACCAGAGAGUGUCUCCACAAGAAUCCCACAACAUGGCAAUCCACAAAGUUCUUAACUGUUGCUCUGGAUAAUCUCUUGGGGGUGGGAGAAGAAGGAAAAAAUGAAACAAAAAGCCUUUUGAUAAAGGAAUGGUGGUUGUCUUCUCUUUUAGUUUUGGCCUUUUGAAAACUAAGGUUUUUUUUGUUGCAAUUUCUCUCUUGGGUUUGGCCAAAUCUAAAUUUAAAUACACAGGUACUGGAGCCCCUUGACUUAACCACACCAAACGCUUCUUCCAGAGCACUUAAAUCAAAGGAAUUCUAUGUUUGUUUUUGUUUUUAAAAGAAAAUGUGAUGUACCAUUUAAAAUCUAACCCGAUUGUAAGUUUAAUUUCAGACCAGCCUUUUAACAGCUGUCUGUUUGUUUUGAAAAUACUUUUAAUACAAAUUGCAUUUUUUUAAGACA